Copidosoma floridanum is the source of this 1547-nucleotide messenger RNA. RefSeq lists its product as uncharacterized. NCBI's taxonomy places the organism in Eukaryota, Metazoa, Arthropoda, Insecta, Hymenoptera, Encyrtidae. The record is from RefSeq and is a predicted model, not a curated record.
UAGCGCUCCAAGUGGAUCGUCGCGCGCGGCGCACGUUUUUCUCCUUUGGGCGGUUUCUUCUGCGUACAGCGUCGUUUUUCAUGCCGAGAGAUGAACGCGGAACUCAUCGCGGCUGGGAAUCUCGGCGGUACAAUGGUUAGGUAGUAGCGAUAUGCGAAGGAGGCGAGCGUCCGACUGCAUAUUUAUACGCCGCAUCAUCGGGAUGAGGAAGUGAGCGCAUGUGACUUAUUCGAUCAUAUAAAUGUAAUGGUGAAACUUUGAUGCGCUGCCCCCGAGGAAGAUAGGACGAAAUAAAAGUUUUUUACUUUUGCCAUUUUUGAGGAUCCCUAAGAUAUAAGAUAAUAUAACAUGCAACUCGACGAUCUGGAGAUUUACUUCUACGCCUUAACCGGACUGGCUUUGCUCUGUCUUCUCCUGAUAUUCAUAAUAUUCAUCCUCAUCGGUGUACUCUUCGGUAGAGUCGGACGCCUCAAGAUGGACUCUUCCAAUCAGCUUGGAAGGCAAACGAGAAUGAUGGACGAUUUCUGCUACACGAAUCCUUCGAUAGUCCCGGGCGAGGAGCUCUCGCGCCGUGGCUUUUCGAUGUACAGCGGCUCGGAGAGCUUCAACGACAAAAACACCUGGCGCGCCAGAGACGAAAGUCGACACAAGUUUUAAACGGCGCCACGCAAUUUGACUUUACGCUCGCGUCCCUGGUGUGCGUGCAAACAACAAUGCGCGUGUGAAAUUUACUUUAGUCUUGUUUAUUUUUUUCUCCGCGCGAUUGCGGUGUGUUUAUAUACCUUUGCGUUUUACGCGAUAACCAAAGUGUGUCAUUAUUUCUUACUGUACGUGAGAAUCGAGAAUCACUUUUUACAAGUUUUUUUUCUACAUGAAUUGACGCGUAUGCUCGAUGAGCCAAAGAUAUAAUCACUUCGUUGAUUGCGUUGCAAUAUAUGAUUCUGAUGAUACCAAUCGUCGUAUAGUAUGUAGUAGUCGUUGAGUUUUAAUUUAAUCUUAUUGUACAUACAUACAUAUGUUUUAUGUGUAACAAUAUUAUUAUUAAUUAAAUUUUAUUUCAUUUAUAUAUCAAUGACCGCCUAUGGAUGUAUUAUCGUUGGGAUAGUCUGUUUACGAUAAUUCCUCGUGUUUGGACUUUUUUUUUUUUUAAUUAGAAUGCCAUGGUUUAAAAAACGGAUUCUGAAUGAAUUUUAUAUCUGAAGAGAUACCGACUAAUUUAAUCUAGCGAAUAAUCAUUUGUAAUUUUUUAAGCAUUGGUAACGUCACGUAACCAAUCGUGUGAAUGUACCACAUUGUAAUAAUGAAACAAGAGAAAGAUUUUGGAAUUCCUACCUUAUCGACUGCUUGUAACGCGUGUAUUUUUAAGCCAAAGCUUUAAGUAACGCGUGCUAUGCGUCGCUUCCAGUCUUUCAAGUUGAAUGUAAUCUAUUUUUUUACCUUACUCCUUUGGAAAUUGUUCUUACAUUUUUUUUUUUUUUUUUCAGUUUAAAAGAUACAGCGCCUGUAAUAAAUGUAAUGAAAUUUGAAGGACUUUAAAACUGUUGAAA